Messenger RNA from Linepithema humile (Argentine ant), 1841 nucleotides. RefSeq lists its product as uncharacterized. The record is from RefSeq and is a predicted model, not a curated record. Lineage: Eukaryota; Metazoa; Arthropoda; Insecta; Hymenoptera; Formicidae.
CUUGCGCGGCUCGUGCCGCGCGCGCGAGUUUUGAGUUUGGCUUAUCUUUUCUCAUUCUGCAACAACGUUUCUUUCCAACUAAUUUGAGAAAUUGGGAUUUCUUGGUUUAAUUUGCGGCAGAUUAGCGUAAACAUAUAGGAACAAAUUACGAGUGCUAAAUAACCAGUAGAUAAUAUGCUUACUUCAUUUUAAAUGCAGAAGACGCACAACAAAUGUAAAGUGUUAUUUCUUUUAUAGACAUAAAAUUGGUGAAAUCAAGUUCUUUAGAGGAAGCGGAAUACAUUCGAUAAGAAGAUGCAUCAAGUUUCAUGAAAUUAAAGGUAGCGAGCUAGUCGACGAAAUGACAACGACCACGGGCGAUCCGUCGACCCUGAAGACCCCGGCUUCUCUGUCGGGCGGAGAUCUCGUUUCCCGCUUGUUGGCGGCCACUCCUCCGUACCUGUACAACGUGCCGCUGACGCCGCACAGCUUCUUCUUCAGUGAAAUGCUGCGAUCCUUCGUGCAAGCCAAGGCGGAAGCGUCGUCGGCCGCGGGUAGCGGCGGCAGCGGCGGCGGCGGCGGCGGCGGCGGCGGCGGCGGGACACCGAACGCGCCGCGACGUCGAAAGCGAUCCUGGCGCGACGCUCGGGACCGGCCUCUGGAACUCACGACGAAGGAACGGCCGCAUCAUCAUCACCACCAUCAUCACCAUCACCAUCCGGACAAGUACUACCACACCGCCGCAGCGCAGCAACCGCCUCAAGUGCCGCCGGAGACGCGUCUGGAGAACGACGGCAAGCGACCCGACGUCUACUCCGACGCGGAGACUAAAGCCACCGCGUUCGAUCAGAAACCUACGUUCGGCGCCGACAUCCUGAAGCCGAUCGACGAGAACAAGACGGAGUAUCCGCGGCAGCACGGCAAGAACUACUUCGACGAGCGGCCGCGGCACUUUGAGCAGGCCCAGCCGCCGGAGAACGUCUUCCCCGGCGGCGAGGCGCGCAAAGUCAAGCCGGAGGAGUCGCAGCAGCUGGAGCGCACCAGGAAUUGUACUUUCGACAGCGGCAGGGUCUACGACGACCGCUCGAAGAGCAUCGUGGCCGGCCAGGAGGCGCCGCCGUUACAGCUGCCGGACCAGAAGAAGCUGGACUUCGCGCGGGGACCCUUUCUGCCGGGCCUGCCGGGCCGAGGCUGCGACGGUGUUCUUCAGGGCGUGAAAGGCUUCACGCUGCCCAACGGUAUAACCGGCCCGGCGGAUUUUCUACCCGGACCGUUGUGGUACCCGCCGUACCCGAUGCCGCAGUCCUAUCCCGGCAUCGAUCCCCUGCAUUUUUUCAUCGAUCUGCGCGUCUCCGGCCACAUCUGGGACCGCAAGCACGCGAACGAGCGUCAGCUACCCUUCAAGAGCAAGCACUGCUCGGCCUUCAGUGUGCCGCAAUCCAAGGAAUACGGCAACCGGCCGUUGAAUCUCACCCGCGACGAAGCCGCGACGUCGAAGAGCACGGACGCGGAGAACACGCGGGGCACCAACUACAUACUGAAGCACCUGACGAAAACGUAUCAGGAUAUACAGCAAACGAAGCUCUCUAGGAUGGACUCGUCGUCGGAGAACGAGGAAAGUUUAAAGGAGGCGCAUCAAGCUGGCGAGGAUAUCGCGAAGGUAGAAGACGCCGGCGGUACGGCGACGAAUUCUGAAGAGGAAAGGAAAGACCUGCGGGCUCUGAUCGGCCUCGAAUUAGUGGUGGACUACGUGAAGGAGCCGAAGGGCGACCCGCCGGCCGAGCAAACGUCGCAAGUAGCGGAAUAAUAACUUAUUUGUAACGAACGCGACUCCGCGCCGGACGGUCUUUAAUCAUUUUAAU